Messenger RNA from Stereum hirsutum FP-91666 SS1, 702 nucleotides. RefSeq lists its product as uncharacterized. Gene Ontology annotation, molecular function: ribonuclease III activity. The transcript is spliced from 5 exons. NCBI's taxonomy places the organism in Eukaryota, Fungi, Basidiomycota, Agaricomycetes, Russulales, Stereaceae. Bases 1 to 702 code for a protein of 233 amino acids. The record is from RefSeq and is a predicted model, not a curated record. Gene Ontology annotation, biological process: RNA processing.
AUGGCUGUGGGCGGCCGGCAGCGGAAGAGCUUGACGCAGCAACAUUCGACACGUGAGAGGCUCGCGUGUGUCGGAGAGAAAGUUCUCGCGCUGGCUGUGACAUCUGCCUUGUUCAAUCAACGACCGAUCCUCAAUGUGUCGACUUUGGAGACUCAAAUCGGUGAUACCCUUUCAGACUCCAAAACCGAUGACUGGGUCACUGCGUACAAGAUGCGAGACAAGAUGCGCUGUUCGCCUGAUGCUCGCGACUCACUCACGGAACCUAAAGUCGAGACGCUCCUUCUCUUUCAUAGUCAUCUGGUAGACGACAAUUUCGAAGACGUCGCACCGGGGCCACCCACACAGCCGGGACAACAAUCUCGAAACAUUAUACUGCUGAACAACAUGAAGCGCAUGAAAAUUGAGCCUUCUCCAUCUCAGAAGCUUAAUCAUAUCGAGCCUCCCUUCUCAACACCCCCUCCGCCGCCGCCACAGGCGCCUCCGCCGAUUCCAAUGGCACCGCCAAUGUCAAACGGACCCUACCUUCAGGCCGCCCCGACUUAUUUCCAGCCCAACCCAAUCACUCCAGCGCAACCCACGGCCGCCUUCCUCCCUGCAUUCAAUCAGCUUGCCGCCCAGAGAAAGCACUCGGUAGAGUGGCAAGCUCAAUCGACAGGACCAUCGCACGCGCCUGCGUGGACUGUCAACUGUUUGGGUGAGUGA